Molecule: messenger RNA, 779 nt
Organism: Asparagus officinalis (garden asparagus)
Lineage: Eukaryota; Viridiplantae; Streptophyta; Magnoliopsida; Asparagales; Asparagaceae
Product: peptide methionine sulfoxide reductase-like
Exons: 3
Coding region: 1-633 (210 amino acids)
Biological process (GO): cellular response to oxidative stress
Cellular component (GO): cytoplasm
Molecular function (GO): peptide-methionine (S)-S-oxide reductase activity
Source: RefSeq, a predicted model, not a curated record
AUGGGGAAGAAGAAGGGUAACUUGGGAAUGCUUUCUUGGGCACAAUGGCGUCCAUCGACUCCACGGCAAGCGCCCAGCGCAUCCCGCCCCCCCGAUGCUAGACCGCUCCUCGAACCCAACCUUAACCUCGCCCAAUUCGCCGCCCGGCUGCUUCUGGGGCGUGAGGCUCGCCGUUCCGGCGGGUUCCAGGGAGUCGUGAAGACCGAGGUUGGCUACUCUCAAGGCCAUGUCCAUGACCCAACUUACAGUCUUGUGCGGGGAGGUGGUACUGGUCAUGCGGAGGUUUUGAGGGUCCAUUUUGAUCCUAGUAUUUGCUCUUAUUUGACGUUGCUGUCUCUUUUCUGGGGGCGUCAUGACCCCACCGCUCUCAAUCGCCAGGGAAACGACGUGGGCACACAGUACCGAUCAGGAAUAUACUACUACAAUGAAGAACAAGCUAAAUUAGCGAAGGAAUCAAAAGAAGCCAAGGAAAAGGAAAUGAAUGGCAAGAAAAUUGUGACUGAAAUUCUCCCGGCGAAGAAAUUCUACAGAGCCGAAGAAUAUCACCAGCAGUACUUGGAGAAAGGAGGAGGAAGAGGUCUUAAGCAGUCAGCUGCAAAAGGAUGCAAUGAUCCAAUUCGAUGCUAUGGUUGAAUUUAGUGUUCCAACUUGGGAGUUUGCUAAUGCGAGUGGAAAUGUUUGCUUUUUUAUGUGUUGAAUAAGUACAUUGCAUCCAUCCUAUUGAAUAUUUCUGUACCUGAUAUGAAAAUUUAUAAAGUUUGCGAUUUGGUACUUGCUUA